Molecule: messenger RNA, 603 nt
Organism: Trichogramma pretiosum
Lineage: Eukaryota; Metazoa; Arthropoda; Insecta; Hymenoptera; Trichogrammatidae
Exons: 2
Coding region: 1-603 (200 amino acids)
Biological process (GO): DNA integration
Molecular function (GO): nucleic acid binding
Source: RefSeq, a predicted model, not a curated record
AUGAUGCCAGCAGCCAUCACUUCUGCUCGCAUCAGCACCAAGCAAGACAAGGACGAUCAACUGUUACACCUUCUCCUGAAACCACGCGUGAAGUGUCACAAGCUCACCAUCGAUGGCCACCUUCUAUGGUACGUCGAAGGACAAGGCGACGAGAAGCCCUACCUACCCGUAUCGCUCAAACGCAAAGCUUUCGACGCAGCACAUCAUCUCCCUCACCCCAGUGGCAGAGUCACAGCCAAGCGCGUCGCGCUUCACUACUUCUGGCCAUCGCUGCGCAAGGACGUCGUUCACUGGGCCAAACAAUGCGUACCACAUUGUGAAGAUGCCGAUGUCCCAGGGUUGCCAGAACUGUCUCAUGAUUAUCGAUACAUGCGCUGGCCACAAGCAAUCUCACUGGCCGACAUCAGUGCACCAAAGGUCACCAAAGUUCUUUUCGCAGGUUGGAUUUCUCUGUUCAGCACCCCUUUGACCAUCACCACCAACCAGGGAGGUCAAUUCGAGUCGAGGCUUCUUGCGGAGCUCGGCAGCAUUGUCGGUGCAAAGCACGUUCACACGACCCCGCAUCAGCCAAAAGGAAACGGAAUGAUAGAACGCAUGCACUGA